Messenger RNA from Cynara cardunculus var. scolymus (artichoke), 1785 nucleotides. RefSeq lists its product as uncharacterized. The coding region runs from base 151 to 1626 and encodes 491 amino acids. The transcript is spliced from 5 exons. The record is from RefSeq and is a predicted model, not a curated record. Lineage: Eukaryota; Viridiplantae; Streptophyta; Magnoliopsida; Asterales; Asteraceae.
AUCCGCUCUCUCAACCUGUGUAGGGUUUCUGGUACAUUUCGCUCCUAAAACCCUUAAUCUCUCUCACCCUUUCGUCCACCCCCUGAAUCUGAGAUACAAUUACAGAUUUUUGCGAGUACACUGGUUGUUGAUCAACUCUUUCCUGAUCCAAUGCACGUGGCUAGAGGAGGUUGGCUUGGGCAAACAUUUGCUUUAGCAAAGUUCGAUGAUUCUUUUGAAGGGAAGAAAUCAGGAAUUCGGCGAUCAAAAGAGGAAAGGAAGGGGAUGGUGGAGACUUUUAUUAGAAGAUAUCAGAAAUUAAACGAUGGAGAUUUCCCAUCUCUCAAUCUCACACGCAAGGAGGUCGGUGGGUCCUUUUACACGGUGCGUGAAAUAGUCCGGGAGAUAAUUCAAGAGAAUCGAGUGCUGGGCCCACCCAAGUCACCUCCAGGAGACAAGAAUAUGAAGAACCUGGAUAGCUUCUUGGAACACCACCCAUUGGGUUCCAUGUCUGUUGAUCACCAUGUACAUGUACCUCUAGCAGACGCUCAAACUCUACUGAGGUAUGAGUCUAAAAGUGAACAAAUUCUGAAUACAAGUAGCAUUCCUGAACUUCAUCAAGGAAAUCUUGACAGUGACAACCUCGUUGACGGGAGCACGAAUAAAACACAGAGGAAUGAAGAAGCUAACGAUCCAGGAUUUACAGAGUUGCUAGCGGAAAGAGGGGAGGAAGAACAUAAAAGUGAUGAAGAAGUAAUAUAUGUUGAAACAAGUCAGAUAUCAGGAGGUCAUAUUGUAGAUACAACUCAUGCAGCUGUGACAAAUGACAAUGGUGAAGAACAGACACAUAUAGAAUCUCUGGAGAGAAGAGGUAACAAGGUGCAGAAAAAUGGAGGAAAAGAGCUAGAAUAUAGCAUGAGUUGGAGAUCAGAGGUUGUGAUAGAAACAACUCAUGGAACAGCGAAUAAUGAACCAGUAGAAAAAAUGAAGAAUACAGAAUUACUAGUGGAAGGAAGCAUGGGGGAACAUGUUGAUGAAGUAAAUGAAUUAGUAGCAAAUCAAACUCAAAAACAUCUACUAUUAGAAGACGUAGAAGUAGGGACUUCUUCUUUAGAACCUGUGACUAGCACAAUCCAAAACUUGGAUAAAAAAUUAAGUGAGAGAGAAGUACUGGAUGAUGGUUUGGAAGAAAAGGAUACCGAGAAUAGGAAACUGGCAACUGAAAAAAACGAACACCUUGUUAGCAAUGAAAUGCACUCACCAUUGGCAAGUCAGAAGGCUCAAAACAUUCUGUCAACUAAAGAAAAUGGUGUGCUUCAUGUUAAUGACCACACAGACAUUAAACUUGAAGGGACUUCGCCUGCUGAAGAAAAAACCAUAAACGAUGCCAACACUCAGAAUCUCCACAGUAAAACUUCAUCCGUUUCCGUACAACAGUCGAUACUUGAUGAAAGAAGUUCAAAUUUGAAGAAAUCUAGUGACCAGCCUGGUGGCAAUCCCCAAAAGAGAACCAAUGCAACCUUGAACAGAAUUAAUCUCAGUCAGUCAUGGGAAGCGGCAUCAAAGAAAUCGAAUGGCCGAGAAACUCACCGACUUGUGACAUUCAUCAAGGCUUUCAUUACCGCAUUCGUGAAGUUUUGGUCUUGACUAUUCUUGGUUAAAAGUUUGGGUGUUGUGUUGGGGUGAUACUAGAUGUACCAAAAGUGCUUAAUGUCAACAAAAUUACUAGUUUGAAUUGCAUGUGUGUAUUGUUGGAAUAUAAUUUCUAUUUGGUGUCCUUGGACCAUUUAUGUAAAGUUUUAUAAA